AUGCGUGCCGGCGCAGGCGGCGCGCCGCCGCAGGGGGAUGGGGGUCUCCGCGCCCUCCUCUCGCCGUGCCUCUCCGACGCAUUUUGCAGCUUGGACGUCGCCGCGGUGGAGCGGGUGCUGGUCGGUGCCGUGGCCGACCUGCGACGCGGAGAGGCGCGGCAGUGGGGCGACGGCGCGCUGGAGAGCGCCUGCAGGUCGCUGCUGUGUGCGUACGUUGUCGGCCUUCGCCUGGCUGUAGGGGCCUUUGCCCCGGAGGAGGAGGACGCCCCGCGGUCUGCGUGGCGCGCGUUGCUGAAAAUUACGGCGUGCACGGGCCGUGCCGUUGCGGAGAUGUGCGCCGUGCCGGGCGCCGCCGCCGCAACGGCGGGCGCGGUCGUGCAGGUGCUCUCGGCUCUUCUGCGGCCGCCGUCGCCGGCGCGGGAGACGCGGCUCUUCUGGCGCUGCUACCCGUGGUGGUGCUGCCUUCUCCGGCACUGCCUUGCGCUGGCGGUCGGCGAGGGGGCAGGAGGCGCAGGGAUGGAAGCCGCCGCCUGUGGCGUGGCGGCCCGCGCCUUGAGUUGGGUCUCGCGCCGCUACGCCGCGGAGGCGGCGGGGCGCGGCGUCGUCUUCGACGUGUCGGUGUUCCUCUCCGCCCUCGGCACCGGCGGCGGGGAUGCGGCGGCGACGGCGCGGCCGGUCCACGCCUUCACCCGCGCUGAGAGGCGACGGGGGGCCACCGACGAGGAGGACGAGGAGGAGGAGGCCAACCCCUGCGAUUUACUCGCGGCGGAGCUCGGCAGCCUUUUUGCUCUGCAGGAGCUUCACACUCUGCUGCCGCUGCGCCCGCCCCCCGACGCCGCUGCGGUGAGGCGGGGCGGCAACGAGGCCGCGCUGCCGCCGACGCAAAACGAGCCACACUGCGAUGCGUGUGGCCUUGUGGAGCUGCAGUUCUCGCCGCGAGGCACCGCGGCGGCGAGGCGCACGCCCGUCGCCCAUGCCCUCCUCCUUCUUCUCUGCGCUGUGCCUUCGCGGCCUCCGCUGCCGUCGCCGUUGUCUGCCCCGCUGCGACGGUGCCUGGCCGAGCAGUCGGCCGCGGCAGCGCUGGCGGCGCUGCUCCGCCGCGACGCCGACGUGGCGGACGCGCUCCUCUCCGCGCUGGCGCGCCUCGGCGAGGGCGCGGGGUUUAUCUACUUUUUGGCGCUCUGGCGGGCCGCGUUUGCCGCGGCCGCGACGGAAGUGUCCGAGACGAUGGCGUGGCUCCUCGCGGGUCUGGCGCGCGGCGUCGAAACGCACCUGCAGCAGGGCGGCGACGGUGGCGGGGCAGGCGGCUUUCUGGCCGCCGUCGACGCCGUCUUUGCGGGCGUCGUGCGCGUCGUGGCGGGUCUUCUUCGCGCCUCUGCGACUGCCGACGAGGGGAACGCCGCCUGCCGCCUGCGAGAUUUGUGCGCGCGCGGCUUCGUCGAGGCGUGGGAUGCGCUGCUGCGCGCCGCCGCCCCCCUGCACUGCGGGCGGACGCUCGGGGGCCUCUUCUGCGAUGCGGUGGGGGGCGGCCACGCCUCCGCAGUGCAGUUGCGGGGGCCUCUCGAGGCUUACUACGCCGCGGUGCUGGAGCGGCGGUGGGCGGUGGGCGGCGAGUGCAUGGGGGCCGCACCCGCGGCGUCCGCGUGGUGGCCAGAGGCGGAGGGGCGGGCCGAUGCUCAGGGGCACGCGCUGCGGGUGCUGCGGCACACACUGGCGCUGAGCGAGUGCGCCUUCCACGCCGAUCGCGUCUGCCCGCCGCCUCGCGGUGAGGCGCGGCGCUGCAGGCACCCGGCUGCCUUUUUCCUGCGGGGCACGACGGGACUCUGCGCGCGUCUCCUUUCGACGCCGCCGCCGGCGGAGGCGGCCGCGCAGGCGCAACUCGGGGAGCUGCAGUGCGUGGCCUCGGAGAUCCUCACCGUCGCCGCGAGGACGCUCUGCACGAGUCCCGGGCGGGAGCUUUUUGCCUCGCCGUUUGGAAACUCCCCCGGCCGCCACGCGACGACGUACGCGCGGCUGCUGUACGUGUGUUUUCUGGAGAGGCUGCGCCAGACACCGCGCCCGGAACAGCGCUGCCUCCGGGCCCUGCUGCGGGCCCUGCGCUCUCUCGUUAUCUGGGAACGCGCGGCCCACAGCCUCGCCCUGCGGCUGUCGAUGCCCAGCAUGCUGAGCUGCAUGCUCCCGGCGGGGGCGGAUGGGUGGCCGUUGACAGCACCCGCGAAGGCACCAGUGCGAGGGCGGCUUCUGACGUCGGCGGCAACUCCCUCCGACGCUUCCCCGCAGGCCGCAUCAGGCAACAACCGCGGCAGGAAGGAGGAGGGAGCCGCCGCGAGGCCAAUUAUACCCACCCUCUCCCUUGCCGCCCUGCCGCUGCCGCAGUACUACGCAUGGAUGGGGGAGGCGGACGCUGCGGUGGACGCUGGGUCGUCCAGUGCACAGGCGCCACCGGUGCCGCCACUGAAACUCGCCCCUCACUCGCAGCAGCCGCACAGCGGCGACGGCGUGCCUGCGGUCACGCAAGGUCCGCGGGAGGAAGCGAUGUGGUCCGCACUGGACGACCCAGCAACGCUGGCUGAGGUGCUGCUCCUGCUCUGCUGCCUGCUGUCUGGGCGCACGGGGGGGAUGAUGAUCAGUCAGCCAGGUCUUGUGGCAGCCCACUGGCAGACGGGAACGCAACCGCGGCAGCCGCAGGGGGAGCGCGUUCGCGGCAACGUGCCAUUGACGCGUGUCCUGCGGAAAAUAGAGGCGUUCGUGCGCUGUCCUGCGAACAAGGCGCCGCUUCACGCGUUUGACAAACUUGUGGCGGAGGAGGCGCAGGAAGAGAGCCCCUUGUGGACCGGGGUGGAGGUGCUGCGGCGGCUGCUCUUACCGCAGCUGCGGUUGCUUGAGGGGAUAAACGUCGCUCGGCGCAUUGGCGCCGGCAGCUACGGCGCCGUCUACGCCGCGGAGCGCUCCGCCGCCACAGCCUCUUCGGGCCCGCAGGCGACGCAGCCGGCGGACGGCGCAGAGUUGCUCGCGCUGAAGAUGGUUUCCAUCGCCCGGCCGGACAUGGGGGGCGAGUGCCUCCCCCUGCUCAGCUGCCACAGCGAGGCGACCGCGCUCCUUCGCCUGCGGGGGCACCCCCACAUCUGUGAGCUGCGCUUCUUUGGGUGCACCGAAGCGCACUACGUGCUUGCGAUGCCGCUCUACAAGGGCGGCUCCCUCCGCGACUGGCGCGUGCGGCGGAGCGGCCUCCCUGUCGGCGAGCCCGCUGCGGAGGCGGCCUCGGAUUCCCCGCCUCCUGCGCCUGCAGCUGACCUCCUCGCGGUGUGCGGGCCCGUCUUUGCGCAGGUGCUCGCCGCGGUGGAGUUCAUGCACGCCCGCGGCAUCCGCCACAAUGACCUCAAAGCCGACAACAUUCUCAUUGAGGGGUUCCAGGGCGAGUCCCCGUCGCAUGCUGCACUACCGCAGGCGGCGGCGGAGGCGGAGGCGGGGCGAUGCGUGCUUAUUCCCGCCACCAUUCGAAUUUGCGACUUCGGCGUCUGCGAAUUGGCGGGGGAAGACAUGCUUGCCGUGCGGCGCGGCAGCGAGGCGACCGACGCCGCUGCGGCGUCCUGCUGGGGCCCCGUGCGGGGGACGGAGGCGGUGCAGGCGCCCGAGACGUUCUCACUGGCGGGUAUUGCCCCAGCGCGUCCUGGGUCGUGCCGUGCGGCGGUGGAACUUGCGGCGGACAUGUGGGGCUGCGGGUGCCUGCUCUACGAGCUGGUCACGGGCGUCAUGCUCUUUGGAGGGGGCAACCUUGGCCGGCUGCUUUUCCUCGCCGCCAACCUGCGCCGGGGCGGGCGCGGAAGUUGCGAGGUACUGUCGCCGCAACAAAAGCGUGCGUUCGAGAUGGCAGGGCCCGGCGUCGCGGCGUUUGCGGCGCAGCUGCUCUCCGUCGACCCCGCGGAGAGGCCCACUGCCGCCGCGGCCCGGCAGGCGUGGGAGCGCGUCCUCCUGCAGGCGCAGGCGGGGCGUGGCGUCGGCCGCGACGGACAGAAGUGA
Molecule: messenger RNA, 4020 nt
Organism: Trypanosoma conorhini
Lineage: Eukaryota; Euglenozoa; Kinetoplastea; Trypanosomatida; Trypanosomatidae
Product: putative protein kinase
Exons: 1
Coding region: 1-4020 (1339 amino acids)
Biological process (GO): protein phosphorylation; intracellular signal transduction
Molecular function (GO): protein serine/threonine kinase activity; ATP binding
Source: RefSeq, a predicted model, not a curated record